Serinus canaria (Common canary) is the source of this 3312-nucleotide messenger RNA. RefSeq names its product fibrous sheath interacting protein 1 (gene FSIP1). The record is from RefSeq and is a predicted model, not a curated record. The coding region runs from base 888 to 2750 and encodes 620 amino acids. NCBI's taxonomy places the organism in Eukaryota, Metazoa, Chordata, Aves, Passeriformes, Fringillidae. The transcript has 12 exons.
UUCUGUCUCGCUGCUUUCCUGCCUCACUCUCUCCCUGCCUGCUUCCCUGCCUUCCUCUCUGCUUUCCUGCCUCCUUCGCUCCCUCAGGGUUAGGGUUACGCCUAGGGUUAGGGUCUCGGAAACCACAAAGCCCACAGCUCCAGGCACACUGCAGCCGCGAAAGGCAGCCCAAGGGGAGCGCAAAACUGCCCCAACGCGCCUGCCUCCACGGCUUUUUCCUCAGAGGCAGCCCUAGGCCAGGGGCUAGGGCUUCCUGCCUCCCUCUCUCCCUGCCUGCUUCCCUGCCUUCCUCUCUGCUGGCUUGCUUGCUUUCUUUCCCCCGUCCCUGCUGGCUUUCCUCCCUCUCUCCCUGCCUGCCCUCCCGUUCUCUUCCCUCCCUGCCUGCUUUCCUCCCUGCCUCCCUUACACUGAAAUAAAGACUUGCAUUCAUUUGAGCCUUCUGAGAAUUUCCAGCACGUGUCACGAUGCGCUGAGAUGUCGAAUUCCUGUGAAUUCACACAGUUUUGUUGUUUCUUUUCAGAGAAACGCGUGUGUCUGUGGUUUACACUACAGCCAUGAUAACUCCUCUUGUUGUGAGAUUAUUUGUAAGAUGUAUGCUAUUCAAAGGGUCUUUGAUAAUAAGCACGUUUGAGUACUUUGAUUGGCUUGAUAUAAAUAUAUAUUUAUAUGUAUAUUAAAAAGAAAAGCACAUUCAGAGUGGCAAGCCAGUCUGAAUUGGAAAAACCUUGCAACAGGGAGUUGCUAGAAAGCAUUUGAAACUUAAAUGUAGAUCUGAAAUAUUGCAGGGCUUGUAGUGCUUUAUUAUGGAACUGUUCAUUUGAAAGGUUGUUUUUGCUGGAUUUUCCCCCAAUUUUAGGUAACAGUGGAUAAUACAAGUAGGAACUUGGAUGAAAUUUCAAGGCCUGCAUCUAGCUCAACCUAUUUGUAGAUCUUUAAGUACAUCAAUGGAGUUAACAACACCAGAACCAUGUUUGCAAGAGGUUGAUUCACCCGUCAGUUUGGCUGAUGGUUAUCAGAGAGGUGGUCUAGAAGAUGGCUGUCCAGCAGAAAACAAAGGUGAUGACAGAGAUAAAUCUGAUGCCCAGGAAGUAAGAACUGAUCAGCAAACAGUGGAGAGUGUGACCAUCUCUCUUCACAAGUGUCUAUGGAAUCCCAAUGAGUUGUCAGGAUGUACCUCUGCUUCAGAUUCUCGAGAUGAAAGCACUGAAACACAAAUGUUGAAAUUCUGUGAACCUUCUCCAGGACAACCAAGAAAUGCAAAGUCAGAUACAACUUCACAAACUUUGAAAUCUUGUGAGCCUUCCCCAGGAAAACCAGACUUGUCUGACUUGGAAUGUCCUGAAGACAUGGACACAGAUGCUCGGAUUCAAGCAGCUAUAAGGAAAAUGCAUAAACUUGACACAAUACUUGAAAAACGGUGUUUUAAGGAAAAAGCAGUUAAAAAGCAAGGCAGAGAAAUGAGGGCAAUGCUCUGGGAAGAACUUCAGUGUAUCAGAACCACAGGAAGCAAUGAGGAGGUGGAAAACACAAACCAGUUAUUAGUGUUCUCACCAUGGCAUAAUACAGCUGAUCUCUCCCAUGCUAAAGAAGAUGAAAUAUGCACUUCAGUAUUUCACAUGCACGCAAAUCCUGAAGAUUAUAAUUGCCAUAAAGCCCAAGAAAACCAGGAUUAUCCAAGUGAAUUAGAAACAGAAAAAACGCAUAGCAAAAAUAAAACCAGCCUGCAUUUCAUUAAAAAGAACAUUGAGCUAGCAAGGGAUUCAGGAAACCAAUUUGUUAUGCUUGAAGGAGAAAGGAAAAGGCUAACUGAACUAUUGAAAGAUACAGAAGAUGGAACUGAAUUGCAAGACCUUGAGGAAAAUGUCUCUGUCUGGCAGGCACCAGGAGAAGGGUACACACCUGAACUGAUGGAAUUUCAUCUCCUGAAUGAGAUAGACAAUAAGCUUCAACUGCUACUCUCUGAUGGGGAGUUUCCUGCACUUUCCAGCUCUAGCUCAAAAAGUCCUAGCCAGAUAUAUCAGGAGCCUCUGGUUUAUGCAAGCAGAAGCCUAGAAACAAUUCCAGGUGAAAAGGUUCUGCGGGACAAUAAGGAAAAGCGUGAUCAACAGAAUCGUCUGAAAGAAAUAGAUUAUCAGCUGGAAUCCCUAGAGAGAAGGCUUACUGAAGAACAAACGAGCCUCUCUGAAGAGCAGCUUAAGACCCUUCUGGAAGAAUGUAUGCAGCCUCAGAGAACAAUAAGUAACGUUACCAUGCCACAGUCUCAGGAAUCUCUUUCUUUUGGAUUAAGUCCCCCUUGUUACACAAGUCAAGACUCCACUCUUCACUCCACAUCUAGUCUUUCCAAAAUGUUAGUUGAAGACCAUAUUGUCGGGCUGUUAAUGGCUCAGGAAAAGGCUGGCCUAGAAGACAAAAGCUUAUGUGUUAAUGCAGAGAGCAAAAUCCCUGGCUACUAUACUGGCAAAGCAUUGGCUGGUAGUCACUUAUCAAAGGAUUCACUGGCCCAAACAGAGGAACCUGAUGACCUAGAAGGUUUACAGAAGAUGGAAGAUAAGAGUAUUACUGAAGGUUACUUUAUGUCAAGAGCACUCAACACAAAAAGAUUGAAGAAACCUUCUUUCUUGGGUGAACCAUUAUAUUGCACCAGCCCGAACAAUGAGCCAUCCACAGAGGCUGACAUUCUCAGCAUACCACUGCAAACCAAAGGAGUGCAGUUUGCUGGAGCUUGCAGCCUGUCUGACUCAGAGUCGUGACUCAGUGAAGCAUCCCAUUACUCAGUUUUUUGCCCCGGGGCUGUCUGUUGGCUGGACCCCUGGUUUGCCAGAAGGCUGGAAUUGCACAAGUGCUCUGCUGGAUCAGAACAUCAGCACUAGUCUGCUCAGGUCUGCCUGAUUCUUGUCUGGGAAAACCACACAGCAAACAUUCAUGUCUUUGAGUUAGGAAAUGCAAUUAAACGAGGAAGGAUGGCAGUCCCUGGUGAAGGCUUGGAGGGAGUAGAAGUGGAGGCAUUCAGAAGUUUGCCCUAGCAGCUACUGGGUUGUGAAACCGUGUAGUGAUGGGGGAGGGGUAAUGCAGCUGGUUUGGGUUUGAGAGAAUAGUAACAAUUCAUUACAGGUUUUUGAUUGUCUAGUCUUUAACUAGUAUUUUUUCCUGAUUUUUUGCUUAUUUACUCAGCUGAUGGUCGGUUUCCCAUUUCAUGUGCUCCAAUGUCAGAAUAAGAAAACAUUAUUAAAAAAACAUGGUUCAUUUUUAAAAGUUUUUUUGAGUGGGGAGAGAUACUCUAGCAAAGAAGACUCAACAGUUAUUUUCCCAUUG